Eruca vesicaria subsp. sativa (arugula) is the source of this 765-nucleotide messenger RNA. The record is from the annotation of a GenBank genome assembly. Lineage: Eukaryota; Viridiplantae; Streptophyta; Magnoliopsida; Brassicales; Brassicaceae.
AUGGCAUUUCCUGAAACCCACCCCCAUAUGCCCAUUAGAUCUAUAAGUCUACCAUCAAGAAUACACCAUCCUUGUACUACAUUCCAAGCUGCUCUCUCUCAACUUCAGACUUGCCAGAACUCAUUCUCUGAUUCUCAGUCUCUUCAAGUAUCAUUACUCAAUCUCUCUGAGCUUUACCAUUCUCUCUACCAGCUCAAUCACUCUCUUCCCACCGCUCAAGCCGAACAUACUCUUGACGUGUCAGCCACAUUACUGGACGCUUGUGACGCAGCGAGAAACCUAAUCCUCACUCUCAGAGAGCAUCUCCUCAACCUUCAGUCUGCACUUAGGAGAAAAGGAAAGUCCAUGGAGGUCCAGAUCAAAGAGUACUUUGUCUUCAGAAAGAAGAUCAAGAAAGAGACUAGUAAGCUUAUUAUUCGCCUCAAGAAGCUGGAUGGCUCUGAGACCACAGCGUUGGCCGUUUCUCUCUUGAGAUCUCUUUUCAUGUUUCUGUCCACAACAACGUCGAUGAAGACAAAUACCUGCACUCUCAAAUUCGUGUCAAAGCUUAUUGGUAGUGGUCGUUCGUCAUCGUCAAUAAUGAGCGAGUUGGAGAAUCUUGAUUUGGUUUUGCGUUCUGAUGGAGAUAACUCCAAGGAAGUGAAGAAGACUUUGGAGAUAUUAGAGGAGAGAACAGAAGGACUUGAAGCUGCACUUGAUUAUCUUUUUAAGUCUCUUGUCCAAUAUAGAGUUUAUUUGCUUAACAUUCUUACAACACACUCUUAG